AUGCUAUCAAAAAGUCCUUCUGAAGAUUAUCCGUGUUCUGAUCAAUAUUUAAAUGGAGCAGAUUUAAUAUCCAAGUUAUUUGCGGACAACAAUAACGAAUUUUUUGAAUGGCCAACAAAUCAAUUUUAUGAAACGAGGCCAAGAAUCUGUAUCGUUCAUGCCGAUACAAGAAGUCUCAAUACAAUUUAUGAUGCUAAUAAUAAAAAUUUAGAUCCUCAGAUGUUAUCAUUUGAUUCAUUUAACUCAUAUUAUACUCAAUUUUAUGCAUUGAUACAUGGUUAUGAUUUUAAACGAAUUAAGGUACCAACAAUAUCUAAUAGACAUCAGACAUGGACUCGACUCAAAGGAAUCUAUGAUACAUUACACAAAUAUGAUAUUGUUGUACAUUUUGACGGUGAUGCGUUUGUGAGAAAUCUUUCUAUUAGUCUCGAAUCUUUAAUGGAAUAUUGGAAUUUUACGGAAAAUUCUCAUUUUUUACAAGCAGUAGCUAUUGGUAAUAAGAAUCAUUCAAAUUGUGGAUUUUGGAUAAUUCGAAAUUCUCGUUUAAGUCGUCAAAAACUUCUAGAUUUAAUCGAAUGUCCAGAAAAGAUAAAAGGUUGUGAAAGAUGGCGAAAUCAUUUUGCACAUGAACAAACGGCAUGGAACAAAUAUUUUCGACAUACAAUGAAACAAGGUGAAGAAUUUAUUGUUGUGCCCCAAGACGAAGCAAACGGUUGGCCGGGUAGAGGUGGAAGAUUUGUUGUACACGGUUGGGGAAAAAAAUAUCAAAUAAAAAAAUGGAUGACCGCUGAAAUAGUUAGAGAAAUGAUGAUUUUGAUGCAUAAGUUUAUGAAUAAUCAUUAUGUACCGUGUAGUACAUGGGAAAAAAGUAAAACUUCAUGCGAUUGA
Didymodactylos carnosus is the source of this 888-nucleotide messenger RNA. Lineage: Eukaryota; Metazoa; Rotifera; Eurotatoria; Philodinida; Philodinidae. The record is from the annotation of a GenBank genome assembly.